CAGGAAUUAUAUUGAACAUUGCUGUGCCACAAAUUGAUUCAACCAUGACGAAAAUUGGUGGAACGCUUAAUGUAAAAGGUUUAACUUACGGCCAUGCAGGGCCCGUUCGUUUUCUAACAUCAGUUGAUAUCGCAACACCAGAAAAUUCUUCCACGCAGACAUCUUCACUAACAAAAACGUUAGUGUUAAGUGGUGGUGAUGGUUUUGAAGAUUAUCAAAAUUAUGAUGAAUCAUUAGGCAAAGAUGAUGCAACGUCUCAUGUUAUUCUAUGGCAACUAUGA
This is a messenger RNA of Didymodactylos carnosus, 281 nucleotides long. The record is from the annotation of a GenBank genome assembly. Lineage: Eukaryota; Metazoa; Rotifera; Eurotatoria; Philodinida; Philodinidae.